GCGCCGGAGUUCCCUUUUAGGCUCUAAUCCUUCCUUCUUCUAGCCCGGGGAGAAGGCGAGGGCGGUUCCCCAGAAUGCCCGCCCCCAGGGAGUGAGGGGGCGGCAGGCAAGUACCCUCUAUUUGCAUAGCGCCCGGGACUUGGCGCGCACCGACGCAGCUUCCGCGUCGGGGGGAACUCCAAGUCCCGGAAUGCCUCUCGGGUAGAUGUCUCAUAUGGAGCUGGCGUUGGACCCGGGUGACCAUGACCUGCUGGGCUUCUUGCUAGAGGAAAGCGGAGGUUUGGUGGCGGCGCCCGAUGAGGCCUUGGAGGCUCCGCUGGGUUGGGAGCUGCCACUUUAUGAGGCUCUGAGCAAUUGGGACGUAGAGGAUUUCCUGAGCUGCCUGCCGAGUCCCCCAGCAUCGUUGACCGUUUUCAGCAAUUCUAACCCCUGUCUUGUCCACCAUGAUCACACCUAUUCUCUCUCACGGGAGCAUGUCUCCAUAGAUGUGGAUACUGAGAGAUAUGGAGAAGAGGGGGCUCAGAUGACUCCAUUGCAUGUGGAGGAGCCGGCAGAGCAGGAACCCCAGGAGAUUGCUAGGCUAAUACUGACUGAGGAGGAGAAGAGGCUCUUGGAGAAGGAGGGGCUUACCCUGCCUGGGACGCUUCCUCUUACUAAGAUGGAGGAACAAGUUCUGAAACGAGUGCGGAGGAAGAUUCGAAACAAAAAGUCUGCUCAAGAGAGCCGCAGGAAGAAGAAGGUGUAUGUGGGGCGUUUAGAGAGCAGGGUUCUGAAAUACACAGCCCAGAAUCUGGAGCUACAGAACAAAGUACAGCUCCUGGAGGAGGAGAAUCUGUCCCUUUUGGAUCAGUUGAGGAAACUCCAGGCCAUGAUGAUUCAGACAGCAAACAAAGCCAGCAGCGGCACCUGUGUCUUGGUCCUGCUGUUCUCUUUCUGUCUCCUUUUCGUACCUGUGAUGUACUCGUCGGACACAAGGGGGAGUCUGCCAGCUGAGCGUGGAGUGUUGUCCCGCCAGCUUCGUGCCCUCCCCAGCGAGGACCCUCCCCAGCUGGAGCAGCCUGCCCUGCAGUCAGAGGUACCAAAGGACAGCUUGGACCAUGAGCUCCAGGCUCUUAGCAAUUCUUACUGCCUCUUCUAUCACAUGCCUCAAGCUCCUAGUGCAGAGCCUCCCCUGAAGUUGCCACUGCCUGACAGUUUCUCAGCGUCCUCCUGCCCAGGUCCCAUCUCUCCCCUGCAUGCAAAUCUCACAAGUGAGGGAGGAUGGCUCCCUACCCACAGCUCCACGUCUGUUAUCUUGCCGGGCAGAUAUUCAGGCUAGGUGUGAGGAUGUGGGGGCCUCAGUCAUGGUCUGCAGCCCCCAGUCUGUGUUCAGAGGAAAAGGGACGGGAGGGGGCUCGCCUCAGGUCCUGGUGCCCUGUCAGGAAGCCUGAGGACUCAAACACACCACACUUACUGGCUUUCUGGGUCUUUUAUUUGUACCCAUGUAUGUCUGUCACCCCAUGAAUGGGCCUGGGGGAAUCAACUGACCUCCUUGAACACUUCAUGCAGUGAGGGGAUGGGGUGAAGAAAGAAAUAAAUAAGUGAUUCUGA
Messenger RNA from Delphinapterus leucas (beluga whale), 1590 nucleotides. It is a transcript of the gene CREB3, whose product is annotated as cAMP responsive element binding protein 3. Gene Ontology annotation, cellular component: nucleus. The record is from RefSeq and is a predicted model, not a curated record. Gene Ontology annotation, biological process: regulation of transcription by RNA polymerase II. NCBI's taxonomy places the organism in Eukaryota, Metazoa, Chordata, Mammalia, Artiodactyla, Monodontidae. Gene Ontology annotation, molecular function: DNA-binding transcription factor activity, RNA polymerase II-specific; RNA polymerase II cis-regulatory region sequence-specific DNA binding.